UACCUAGCUUUGUUUGAUCCAGUCAUGAAGGAGCAUCUACAUAAAAUAACUGAUCAUGAAACACAGGUUCAUUGCUUAGGAAAAGAUAUGCAGAAUGAAUUGAUUCAAAUGCUAGCAAAUGCCAUUAGAAAGAAAAUUGUAGAAGCUGCUCAUUCUGCAAAAUACUUUUCAAUAAUACUGGACUGUACACCAGAUGUGAGUCAUGUUGAACAAAUGGCAAUGAUCAUUCGUUUUGUGGAUAUGGAGAAGUCUGCAGAUGACAAUGUUGAAGUGCUCAUAAAGGAACAUUUUUUGGGUUUCGUACCACUGAAGGAGAUGACUGGAGCAUUUAUGACUGAAACUAUUCUACAGGAACUUGAUACAAUGUCAUUAUCUGUUGAAAACUUAUGUGGCCAAGGCUAUGAUAAUGGGAGUAAUAUGAAGGGUAAAGACAAUGGUCUUGGAAACAUUUAUGAUGCCCUAAUUGAAAUUUCUGAUGAUACUACCUUUACUGGAUCAUCUGGCAAUACAGCACGUUCAGACGCAGAAGCUCUUGCAAAUAGCCUUUCCACGUUCAAAUCUGUGACUUCACUCAUUUUGUGGUAUAAUAUCCUUUUAGAGAUUAACCUCACUAGUAAGCAGCUUCAGGAAAAGAACUUGAACAUACAUUCUGCUAUUCAAAAAGUGCAGCAAACUAAAACUAUUCUGGAGGAAUUCAGAAGUGAUGAAGGGUUCGAAAGAACACUGGUAGACUCUCUCGAGCUUGAUGAAGAAAGAGACUUUCCAACAGAAUUUGAAUCGGAGCCAGUUUGCAUUUGGCAAAAGAAGUCGUUUUUGUAUGAAGGAUGAGAUACACCCAUUCAGGACCCAAAACAAAGGUUCAAAGUGAAGUUCUACUUCAUAGUCCUUGGUACUGCUGCUCACUCGGUUGAUGAGAGAUUUCAACAGAUGCAGCAGCUAGAGUCAGUAUCUGGCUUUCUAUAUGAUAUCCACAGC
This is a messenger RNA of Gopherus flavomarginatus (Mexican gopher tortoise), 975 nucleotides long. RefSeq lists its product as uncharacterized. The record is from RefSeq and is a predicted model, not a curated record. Lineage: Eukaryota; Metazoa; Chordata; Testudines; Testudinidae.